Paramecium octaurelia is the source of this 751-nucleotide messenger RNA. The record is from the annotation of a GenBank genome assembly. Lineage: Eukaryota; Ciliophora; Oligohymenophorea; Peniculida; Parameciidae.
AAUUAAUAUAAUUUAAUUAUGAGCACAAAAAAGACCUAGAAGGUUAUAGGCAAAACUUAGAAGAUUGUUGAGAAAUAAAGUUAAGAAUCUUCAAAUAAAGAAUAAAAAAUAAAAAGUAAAGUCAACAGAUUAGAAUAAUAACCACAAGAAAGACAAAAUGGAAUUAUUUAUGUUGGGCAUUUACCUUAUGGGUUUGUUGAAGAUGGAUUGAAGGAAUACUUUACUUAAUUUGGUGACGUACUUGGAGUCAAAAUAUUUAGAAGCAAAAAAGUAAUCCAUAAAUUUACAUUUUCAGACCAAUAGAGUCUAAGGCUAUGGCUUCGUAAAAUUCGCUGAUAAGGAAGUAGCACCUAUUGCAGCAUAGGCUAUGAAUGGUUAUUUAAUGAAUGGAAAAAAGUUAGUUGUCAAUGUCUUAAGUGACUAACAUCCUGAUCCUUUCAAAUAUAAACAUGGAAAUUAAAAAUUGCAUUUUAUUAAUUGGUCCGAAAAAGCGGUUGAAGAAUCAAACAAAGUAUUAAUAUAGUACUAGGUAGGAAAAAUCAAAUGAAUAAAUUGUUAAGGAAGUAGAAAGGUUAUUAUCAAAUGAAGAAGAGAAGAGAUAAAAACUAAAAGAAUUAGGAAUCAAUUACACUUACUAAGGAUUUGUAUUUAUUCAACUUUACUAUUAUUUUAGAAAGAAUUGCUUAAAGCCUGAAUUGACCGAUUUGAUAAUAAUUAUUCUAUAAAUUAAUAUUAUUGAAUUUAAUUAAAU